AUGGCUCGCCCAAUUGAAGCUAUGAAGGAUAUUAAUCAGUCAAAAGAUUUAUGGAAGAUUGCUGUUAGGUGCAAGCAUUUAUGGAGUGUGACGAGUGCAUCGAAAAAGGAACACAUCGAGAUGAUUUUGGUUGAUUCUGAGUUAUAUACGAUUCAAGUCAUUGUGCCACCCUUCUUGGUUUCAAAAUUCAAGGAGCAACUCGCGGUUGGAUGUUCAUAUGUAAUGCAGAAUUUCAAAGUGUCAAACAAUGAUUUCUCUUUUAAGUCGACUAAUCAUAGUUUCAAGUUGGUGUUAUGUGGCUCAACUUCUGUUAAGAAGGCUGAACUUCCUGAUAUUCCUAUGAAUUACCUGAACAUUCUUCAUUUGGAUGCCAUUGUUGAAGGCAAAUUCCAGUCUAAUAUUUUGGUUGAUAUUCUUAGAGGAGUGACCGAGAUUUCUCAAACUCAAAUCAAUGCUGAUAACAAAAAGAGCAAGGUUGUGUUUCAAUUACUGAUAAUAGUUCAAUGUACUCUUUGGGGUCAGCUUGCCAUACAAUUUUACGAUUAUUAUAAAAGUCAGAAGGAAGAUGGAAGUAUAAUUGUUUUGCUUAUUAAUGCCAAGAUUAAGGAGGCUCAAGGAGGGUUUCCUUUGAACAUCUCCAACGCUUGGAAUGGCAUAAAGUUUCUAAUUAAUGAUGUUACCCUUGAUGUAGUUAUCAAGCUCAGAGACAUUAUGCAAUCUGAAUUGCCAUUACUGUCUUCAUCAAGUCUUCAAGUGGACACAACACAAAACUCAUACUAUUCUGAUUUCGAUAAGUUUGUUUGGAAGGUAGAAAUUCUAAGUCUUGCUGAAAUAACAACUCUGCAACACGAGAGUACAUGUGUUACUGUUGCGACUUUGGACAAAUUUGAGGCUGGACAGUUAGGCUGGUAUUAUGAUGGAUGUGUUGGUUGCACAAAAAGUGUGUCACUGCAGGAUGGAAAGCUGGUAUGUUAUUCCAAACACAUUAGCCCAGCGCCCGUACCAAGAUUCAUUUUUUGGGACGGAGAUUGCGUCAAGUUGAUUGGGAAGUCCACUCUUCAAAUGAAAAAUGAAUUGAUAGAGGCAGAUGAAGAUGAUCCUCUUGAAUCCCCUUAUGCACUUGAUGCAAUUCUAAAGCAGGAAUUGGCUAUUAUGGCAGUUUUUCAGCCUAACAAAGGUAGACUUUUCGUCAUUAGUUUCAAAAUUGAUGAAGAUUUUUGUAAGAGAGUCAGAGGGAGUUUCAGCUCGGAAGAGCCUACUUCAAAGCUUCUACCAAUUGAGCCUUCAUCCCAAGAUGAAUCAAUAUCCUUUACUAAACCUUUAUCUGCUGGUGCCGAUUAUAACCAUGAUGUUGGAAAUUCAACUCCGACUCCAUCAAAAAGAACUUUACCUGAUCCUGUUGAAGAUAUUGAGAGUGUCCAACUUUCCGCAACCAAGUUAAUUAAGGAUAUAAAGAAGGAGAAGUGGCUAUAUUCACAUUUAUGUUAUUUUAAGUUAUUGUUAGUUUUGAAGAAACCAAUCUGA
This is a messenger RNA of Vicia faba (fava bean), 1524 nucleotides long. The record is from the annotation of a GenBank genome assembly. NCBI's taxonomy places the organism in Eukaryota, Viridiplantae, Streptophyta, Magnoliopsida, Fabales, Fabaceae.